This is a messenger RNA of Coniosporium apollinis CBS 100218, 375 nucleotides long. RefSeq lists its product as uncharacterized. The transcript has a single exon. Lineage: Eukaryota; Fungi; Ascomycota; Dothideomycetes. The coding region runs from base 1 to 375 and encodes 124 amino acids. The record is from RefSeq and is a predicted model, not a curated record.
AUGAACACAGGCAGUGCCACCACACCGUCAGAUACACCGGACCGCAAACAUUCCCGUCCCUCUCGGAGAAGACCACCCGACUCUAAGCUCAAAGCAAAGCUUGAGGAGCACAUGAAGACCACUACGGAGGUUUUGGCAAAGAAGCUCAAGGCUAUGCAGCACUUCCAGCUCGCUAAGACGCCAGAGGAGCGAGGUUCCCAGGAGUACCCGGAAGAGCUGCCGUAUGUUACGUUCCUUAGUGUGACGUGUCGAGUGCGUGUUUUUAGGAACUCCGUCGCGUUCGCGUUUAACCAGCAGGAGCCCACCUUUAGGGUGCACGGCAAGUGUAGUGUAGAUCAUAAGCACACGCCGAAGCCAAAGCCAAAGCCGAAAUAG